This is a messenger RNA of Anthostomella pinea, 1212 nucleotides long. The record is from the annotation of a GenBank genome assembly. Lineage: Eukaryota; Fungi; Ascomycota; Sordariomycetes; Xylariales; Xylariaceae.
AUGGCAGCCGCUCCGAGCGCAAGGUCUGUGAAGCCAGAGGGGCUCGCAGCGGCCAUACUUGCGCUCACAAUAGCCUUCUUCGUACUGUCUACUUUUACCGUUAUCCUGCGGACGACCGUCAGGGUGGCGCACCGUUGUUUCGGUGUCGACGAUGGACUUAUGUUGGCGGGACUGAUGCUAUUCAUGGUGGACUGCGGCGUCGUGUCGUACGACACCUUCGUCGGCCUGGGCACACCAGAUGCGAAGCUCAACGCCUUCAUGUCUAGCGAGGGCAUCAAAUAUGUCGUCUUCUGGCAGGUGUUUUACGUGACGUCGCUUUGCUGCAUCAAGAAUGCAAUCUGCACGACGCUCCUGCGCAUCGCCGUCCAGAAAGUUCACCGUAUCCUGGUCUGGAGCAUCAUCGUUAUCAGCAUCAUCACGUCGUUGAUCGGCUUCGUUGGCGUCUUGACGACGUGCAAGCCCGUGGCUGCCAACUGGGACCCGAGUCUUGGCACUUGCGUCAGCACCGACGUGAUCACGAACCUCAGUUACCUCGUUUCGGCCUCGUCUAUCCUGACGGACUGGUCAUGUGCCAUUCUCCCCAUCUUCAUCUUGUGGAAGACGCACAUGCAGACGUCGAUGAAGGUCUCUGUGGGCUUGAUUCUGGGGCUGGGCGCCAUAAGCACAAGCGCCUCUGUCUCGACCAUCAUUCGCAUGCCGUAUCUGAGAUUUUACAAGGAUCCCAAUGAAUACCUCUUCCACAUGGGCAACGUGAUCCUCUGGUCCAUCUUCGAAUGCGGCGUCGGCCUCAUCGCCGGCUCCCUCCCCAUGCUGCGCAGCCUCUUCAAGCGCUGGCUGGGCACCGACUCGCAAGCGGGCGACGGCUCCGCCCCGCUGCCACCGCUCUCGUUCGCCACGUUCGGCGGCACGCCUGGCAUGCCCAGCGGCCGCGACUACAAGAGCAGCAACAAAAGGAGCGGCAAGAGCAGCGCGGCGUCGAUGCGGCGCUUCCAGAACCCGACCAACAAGGGCCACUCGCUGGCGACGGUGCACGGCGGGCCGCGCCGCCGCACCGACAGCGGCGAGUGGGAGCCGCUCGACGACACCAGCAGCCGCCAAAACUACAUCAUGGAACACCACACAGUGCGCGUCGAGUUCGAGAUGAAAGACAUGGUCGACAGCCCAAGAGCCCUGCGCCGGACGGACUCGACUGAAGAGCUGAGAAAGAGCUGA